Hyaena hyaena (striped hyena) is the source of this 1242-nucleotide messenger RNA. RefSeq names its product zinc finger protein 501-like. The record is from RefSeq and is a predicted model, not a curated record. NCBI's taxonomy places the organism in Eukaryota, Metazoa, Chordata, Mammalia, Carnivora, Hyaenidae. The transcript has 4 exons. Gene Ontology annotation, biological process: regulation of DNA-templated transcription. The coding region runs from base 1 to 1242 and encodes 413 amino acids.
AUGACCGCGCGCUCUGCCCUGAGGGUGCGGGAGCGUGGGAACCACCGAAGAUAUGGCCCCAGAAUGUGUUUCAAGACUGUAUCAUUCAAGGAUGUGGCUGUGAACUUAACUGAGGAAGAAUCGAGACAACUGCACCCUGUGCAGAGAGUCUUGUACAGGGAUGUAAUGCUGGAGAACCAUAGGAACCUGGUCUCCUUGGGAUUUCCGUUUUCUAAACCUGAUAUCAUCUCCCGGUUGGAACAAGCAGUAAAUCCGUGGACGCAGGAGGGAGAAGUACUAAGAAGGGGCUGUACACCCCUUACAGUACAUCAGAGAAUUCAUACUGGAGAGAAGCCAUAUGAAUGCAGUGAAUGUGGGAAAGCCUUUAAUCAUAGUGCCUCUCUCAUUCAACAUCAGAGAAUUCAUACUGGAGAGAUGCCCCAUGAAUGUCAUGAAUGCAGGAAGGCUUUUAUUCAGGUAACGCACUUUAUUCAACACCAGCGAAUUCAUGCUGGAGAGAAGCCUUACGAAUGUAACGAAUGUGGUAAAGCCUUCAGUCACAAUUCAUCCUGUAUUGAGCAUCAGUUUAUUCAUACUGGAGAGAAGCCCUAUGAAUGCAGCAAAUGUGGGAAGGCCUUUAGCCACAACUUGUCCCUUAUCAUCCGUCAGUUUAUUCACACUGGAGAGAAACCCUAUGAAUGUAGCGAAUGUGGCAAGGUCUUCAGCCAGAGCUCACACCUCUAUCAACAUCAGAGAACUCACACUGCAGAGAAACCUUACACCUGUAAUGUCUGUGGGAGACCCUUUAGUGAUCGAUCAGCCCUUAUUCGCCAUCAGAGAACUCAUACUGGAGAAAAACCCUACAAGUGUCGAGAAUGUGGUAAAGCGUUCAGUCAGAGCUCAACUCUCAUAAAACACACAAAAAUCCACACCGGAGAGAAACCUUACACCUGUAGAGAUUGUGGGAAAGCGUUCAGCCAGAGUUCAUCUCUUACUCAGCACCAGAAGAUUCAUACUGGAGAGAAACCGUUUGACUGCCCUCAUAGUGCCUCUCUCACUCUCACACUCUCUGAGUGUGGGAAAGCCUUCAGCAGAAGUGCCCAUCUUACUCAGCAUCAGAGGAUUCACACUGGAGAGAAACCCUGUGAGUGUAAUGAAUGUGGGAGAGCUUUCAGGUGUAGUUCGGCCCUCAUUAGGCAUCAGAGACUUCAUAGUGGAGAAUUGCUUCGAAUGUGUGGUCAUCCAGACUCUUUGCUUUGUUAA